Molecule: messenger RNA, 1879 nt
Organism: Exophiala mesophila
Lineage: Eukaryota; Fungi; Ascomycota; Eurotiomycetes; Chaetothyriales; Herpotrichiellaceae
Exons: 1
Coding region: 138-1001 (287 amino acids)
Source: RefSeq, a predicted model, not a curated record
UUCAGACCGGACAGGCAUUGAAGUUUGUCUCUUUAGAUCAGCAAGUCAGCUAGUGAGUCUGAACCUCUAUUGAUCUUCGGGUACGCUUUGAGGCGGCCUCCCUGGACCCUGUUGGACACUCUCGGACAAGCACUAUCAUGGGGAAUCCUGACGCCUUUCCUCCCUGUCCUAGCCCAUUACUCGACCUGCCCAGUGAAAUCCGCAAUCAGAUCUGGAGUCUUACCUUUGCAGAACAGGCGUUAGUACCUUCCAAGAGCCACCAGAAUUUACAACAGGAUGGGUGUGUGGGUUGUCUUAAACACGACCAAGUGAAUCCUUUGCCUUGGGCGGAGGUCUUUGAACCUCUCCUGACAUGUCGUCAGAUCUAUGCGGAAGCAUUCCAAAUCUUCAUCUCAUCCUUCACCUUGCACCUCAAUGAAUGUUUCUUCACCACAGAUAGUCUCUGCCCGCCGUUCCCGGCUGUCAAUCGCCAGUUAAGGUCACUCGUGCUCUGGGUCCAUGUCGACGAAGAGAACCGUUCGGCGUGGGCCGAGCGGCUCAAAUCAAUCACCGCCGCCUUUCCAAAUCUUCAGAGUCUAACGUUACUUGCGCACAUGCGACCGCCGGACGAAUACGACAAGCUUAUCGAUGCAAUUGCUCUGGCGGUCCCCAUCGCCCGCUUCACCCAUCUGAGACCAGACAUGGAAUUGAGCCUCGUCUUUGAGUACACCUACCACGGUGUCAUGUUCGACAGUCCUUACCUCGGCGAGAUCACUACAGGCGAUGCUAUUGAUGAGCACGAACUGAUUGUGCGUGAUUUGGUCGAGGAUGACGCAUUCGUUGAAGCGGCUCUCGGCCUUGACGACGAGGAGAAUCACCAAGCCAUGGUGGCUGCGUUACUGAGGAUUGCCAGAGCACAUGAACAGUCUUGGUUCCAGAAGCUACAGCGCAAAAUGGCUGCCAGAGUCAUGCAGCUUGCAGAGCUUGCCACUUCCCUCGAACAGACGGGGCUGGAGGAAUGAUCAAUCCAGCAUGAACUAUGCGGUCUCAUAUCUACCACCGUUCAUGGCCCCUUGAAUGACCUGCAGACAGGCGUUAUAAAGAGGAAGUGUGAACCAGUCGCAAUUUCCAGUUGGGUACCGAUAUUAUUGGUCUCAAAAGAUAAAUAUAUCCAAUGAUUUAAAUCUAGAAAGUGGGUUCCCUGCAUAUUUGCGCGCCCAACCUUAGCCGCCUCGGCCUUUACUCUCCUGCACUGACAACAAUUUGUCUCCCCGUUCGCAAUCGUGGCAACUUGACGGGAAAGACAAGAAUCACCACAAUGAUGGAUGCCACCAAUGAGCAUAAGAAUGUUAUACGAAGAGAUGUGGCAUAAGCAUCAAUCACUAUGAAAAUUAGCAACCGGCCGAGGUCAGCUGUGGGGAGGAAAGGAUCGACUCACCUUGUCUUUGCAGUGGUUGGUCAAGGAAUCGAAUUGCUUGGACAGAAGACCUCACUUUCUGAAUGACUUGUGGGUCAGCCACCGUAUCUCGAAGCCUGAUCACCAAUGUGUUUUGAAACACUAGACUGGAAAUUGCAACACCCAGGACAACACCAAGAUUCCGCCACAGCCCGAUCGUUGUCGUUACAACAGCCUGGUCUGCUUGUUCAGCGACUGCCAGUGCACUCAUCAUCGUGUUUGGAAAGACAAAACCCUGGCCCAAGGGAACGCCAGUGAUGAGAAUCAUGCUCACGACCUCGGAUACUCCCUUGGUCAAGAAGCAGAUUGCCACUGACCCAACGAGGUAGAGCACAGCUCCAAAGACCAGUGUAGGCUUCAGACGCCUGGUAUAAGUGAUAAUAAAGCCGGUAGAGAUACCUGCAAACGAUCCGAUAAGACUAGGGAUGGCCAGGCGAAAUCCAG